This is a messenger RNA of Pteropus alecto (black flying fox), 2076 nucleotides long. RefSeq names its product sodium/glucose cotransporter 1. NCBI's taxonomy places the organism in Eukaryota, Metazoa, Chordata, Mammalia, Chiroptera, Pteropodidae. Gene Ontology annotation, molecular function: D-glucose:sodium symporter activity. Gene Ontology annotation, biological process: transmembrane transport; sodium ion transport. Gene Ontology annotation, cellular component: plasma membrane. The transcript is spliced from 16 exons. The coding region runs from base 1 to 2076 and encodes 691 amino acids. The record is from RefSeq and is a predicted model, not a curated record.
AUGAACCUCCCCUGGUUUGGCGACAUCUCGCAAUGGAAUGUUGUGGGCUCGGGCAUCGACAGUGUCUUAGACAUCCUGGCGAUAGUUUUUUACUUCCUGCUGGUCCUGGGCAUCGGGUGUUGGACUAUGCUAUCGAGCAACCGUGGGACUGUGGAAGACUUCUUCCUGGCUGGCCGAAAUCUAGCAUGGUGGUCGAUAGGUGCUUCUCUUUUUGCCUCAAAUAUUGGCAUUGGCCACCUUGUGGCCCUGGCUGGAACAGCAGCGACUUCAGGGAUUGCUGCUGGGGCCUUCGAGUGGAAUGCUCCAUUCCUUCUCUGUGUUCUUGGUUGGAUAUUUUCUCCUAUUUACAUUAAGGCUGGGGUGGUGACAAUGCCAGAAUAUUUGAGGAAGAGGUUUGGUAGCUCCCGGAUCCAGUUCCUCCUCGCUAUUCUGUACUUAUUCCUCUACAUCUUCAAUAGGGUCUCAGUGGAGAUCAGCACUAGUGCCAUGGUCAUGGGGCUGAUUUUUGGAUGGGAUGUUUACCAGGCCACCAUAUUCUUGCUGAUAUUUAUUGGCAUUUAUACCAUCACAGGUGGUUUUGCAGCUGUGAUUUAUACUGAUGCCUUACAUGCUGGCGUUAUGGUUCUAGGAUCAGUCUUGCUAAUGGGCUUUGCCUUUAAAGAAGUGGGAGGAUACCAGGAGCUACUGCGUCGUUACUUAAAUGCUAAGCCAAGCAUAAUCCAUGAAGGAAACUGGACUGCCAAGCCAGAAUGCUACCUCCCUCGCCUGGAUUCUUUCCAUAUCUUCCGAGAUCCCAUUACGGGAGACCUCCCCUGGCCUGGAAUUGUCUUUGGCAUCUCCAUCAUCUCCUUGUACUACUGGUGCACUGAUCAGAUUUCUGUCCAGCGGUGCCUGGCAGGGAAGAACAUAUCUCACGUGAAGGGCGGCUGUGUCUUUUGUGGGUGCCUGAAGCUGCUGUCCAUGUUCAGCAUAGUGAUGCCAGGAAUGAUCAGCCGCAUCCUGUACCCGGAAAAAGUGGCAUGUGUUACACCUUCUGAAUGUGAAAAGUACUGUGGCACCAGAACUAGUUGCAGCUCCCUUGCCUACCCAAUGCUGGUGAUGAAGCUAAUGCCCAAAGGUAUACAAGGUUUGAUGAUGUCUGCACUAUGGGCCUCUUUCAUGUCUUCCCUGACUUCUAGUUUCAACAGUGCCAGCGCUGUGUUCACAAUGGACAUCUAUUCCCAGAUACGGCCUAUGGCUACUGAAAUUGAACUCAUGUUAUCAGGAAGGUUUUUUGUUAUACUCUUACUUUCUGCCACCAUCAUCUGGAUCCCUAUUAUUGAAGUGACACAUGGUGAACAGCUGUUUGAAUACAUGCAGUCAGUCUUGGGUUACCUGGUGCCACCCAUUGCUGCCAUCUUCCUGCUUGCCAUAUUUUCCAAGAGAGUCACUGAGCAGGGCGCCUUCUGGGGGCUGACAAGUGGAUUCCUGAUUGGCUUGCUUCGGAUGGUGUCUGAGUUUGUCUACUGUCCCCAGCCCUGCUCAGGAAACAACGAGGGCCCUAUGAUCAUCUGCAGCAUACAAUACCUCUAUUUUGCCAUAUUCCUCUUCAUAGUCAGUCUUUUCACCAUCCUGGGGAUCUCCUUAUUCACAGACCCAAUUCUGGAUAAACACCUCCAUCGGCUCUGUUGGAGUUUACGAAAGAAGCUCAGAGGCCAAAGAGGCCUGGGCUCACUCCUGACACCUGCAGAGGAGACCUCGGCUUGGCUAGGCUCCUUGGUCUUCUGCCAGCCAGAUAUAUUUAUAUUAGGGGAGCCCCAGAACUGCCUCUUGAAGGCCUUGGAUGUGUGUUGUGGCUUGGAGCCAAAGCAAGGCCCCAAAGUAGCCCCAGAAGAGGUAACUAUGAAGACAGUGAAUGGUACCACAUCUGAAGAAACAGAAUAUGGUGCCACAGCUGAAGAGGUAGAGCGCAGUGACGUAGCUGAAGGGACAGAGCGCUGUGACACAUCGGAGUGGCCGUACUGGAGAAAAGUUGCCAACACCAGCGGGUUUCUCCUGAUAUUGAUCACAGUCCUGUGCCACAUCUUCUACUUCUAA